Molecule: messenger RNA, 1978 nt
Organism: Rosa rugosa (rugosa rose)
Lineage: Eukaryota; Viridiplantae; Streptophyta; Magnoliopsida; Rosales; Rosaceae
Product: exosome complex component RRP45A-like
Exons: 3
Coding region: 1511-1864 (117 amino acids)
Biological process (GO): TRAMP-dependent tRNA surveillance pathway; nuclear polyadenylation-dependent rRNA catabolic process; exonucleolytic trimming to generate mature 3'-end of 5.8S rRNA from tricistronic rRNA transcript (SSU-rRNA, 5.8S rRNA, LSU-rRNA)
Cellular component (GO): cytoplasmic exosome (RNase complex); nuclear exosome (RNase complex)
Source: RefSeq, a predicted model, not a curated record
AUAACCUCUGUCCUAAAUUCAGGAAAUGAGACAUUACUUGUGAAACGAAAAUUUGGGAGAAGGUGGUCGCUGCAGUGCACGUUGACAUUCGUUGGACGUAGUAGAAACAACUGCAGUGCCUCAAUGCAACUGGGGGGAACAUGGACGAAGUAAAUUGGAGAUUGAAAACUUGUUGCUCAAGGAAGAAUGGACAUUUCUUAUCUGGUAACAAGGCUCCUCUUUACCUAGCUAACAAAGGAAAUCAUUUUACUUCAUUAGAAACUAGCGGCAUGCUCUAGUGAGAGAAAGACCUCUUUCUUUCUAGAAAACUCAUCGAAACAGAUUUUCUCCUUCUUCCCCCUCUCUUGCCAGAUGUCGAUCAAUUUUUGAUUUGGAUCUUUGGCCUCAGAGUCGAGGGAGCCACUAAUCCUCAAUUUUCCCUCUGCUUGAGACUUUAUGUAUCCAUUCCCCUUUUCUCUUUUAGGUUUACUUCUUGCCAACCGUUUUGGACGAUUUUGCUAAGAGUUAGUCUCCGUUUUGGCCCCAUUUGGUUGUGCUUGUUUUCGAUUUCUAUUUUCCAGACCCAUUUGUCUUCAUCCUCUUCACCUAAUUGUUCCUUCGUUCUGCCAUGGAUGUUUUCUUUGCUCUUCGGAGCUCUGUUCAAAGUGGGGUCUGCCCACCAGUGCAAUUGGUGAUGCAAUAAGAGAUUGUGUACCUCGGUGCCUGUCUCUUUGGUCCCUUACCGGAUCUCACCUAGUCAUUUCAUCCGGUAUUACCAGUCUUUUUUUUUUCUUGUUACUUUGUUUCUCUUAUUGGUAGAAUAUGGUCGCUGUGGUGGAGAUGCUCUCUGUACUUAUCCCUGAAAUUUUGGUGGUUGGGUACAUCAAAAUCAGCAUGGGUCUUUCUUCCGAUCUUUCGAUUUGGUUGGAUUUUGAUGCAGGCUACUUUGCGGUGGUGCGGUUGCUUUGUUCUUCCAGUCGAAGGUUGCAGGUCGCUGGUUGAAGUUGGUCUUUGUUUCUUUCAUGUUUGUCUGGGCCUUUUGGGCCUCGUUGUGUGAUGUUGUUUUAGUUUGGGAGGCCUUAUUGGGUCUGUUUGUACUUGUUCUUGCUAUAUAAAGUUUUCAGUUGUUUGACAAAAAAAGAAGAAGAAAGGAAAUCAUUUAAUCCUAAGGAUUUUGGUUUGCUCUUUGUAUUUUAGGCUCCAAUGGAAGGAUAGGCCUCAUCAAAAAGCCCGCGGAUCAAGUGGGCUGAUGGAGGCCCGCCAAAAAGCCCGCAAAAGCUCGGUUCGGCCCAUAGGCCCGGCCCGCCUAAAGCCCGCUAGGCUCGGCCCGUAAAAGCCCAUUAGGACCGGCCCGUAAAAGCCCGUAAACUAUUAUAUUAUAUCUAUAUAUUCAGGUUGAGAUGACUUUUCUGUAAGUUGUUUUAUUAUGAAAUUCAGCUAUGGGUAACUGGGAUUUGAAUUUUGUGGUUUCAGUAUUGGAUUCGAACAUUGGAGAUAUGGAUGUGGGUUCCAUCUCACCGAGUUCUCUCGCAUGGCCGACCCUUCCUUUGAGCUUGGCCGCCCUGGCGAGUCAGUCAUCGAGCUUGGCUGCGUUAUUGACCGUGGUCUCAGGGAGAGCCGGGCAGUUGAUACAGAGUCGCUUUGUAUUAUUUCUAGCAAGUUGGUGUGGGCUAUACGUGAUGACCUCCACAUUCUAGAUAAUGGAGGGAAUCUUAUUGAUGCUGCUAAUAUUGCUGCACUGGCUGGUAUCUUGACGUUCCGGAGGCCUGAGUGCUCAUUAGGGGGAGAAAAUGGUCAGGGAGUCAUCAUACAUCCACAUGAGGUUAGCUCCUGUUUCUUUCUUUUGAUAAUUAAGCACACCUUUGUUCAUAUAUACAAGAUUUAACAGGGAUAAUAGAGUUGACUAAUUUAUCUCAAAUGCAUUGCAUUGACUGGAGAGAAAGAGAGAGCCUGUGUGGUGAGCAAUUCCAGGUCCUUUCUGAACUUUAAGUCUUUGGUU